This is a messenger RNA of Cucurbita maxima (winter squash), 1238 nucleotides long. RefSeq lists its product as uncharacterized. The record is from RefSeq and is a predicted model, not a curated record. NCBI's taxonomy places the organism in Eukaryota, Viridiplantae, Streptophyta, Magnoliopsida, Cucurbitales, Cucurbitaceae. Bases 101 to 1018 code for a protein of 305 amino acids. The transcript is spliced from 7 exons.
UCAACGAAGAGUACCCUAAAACCCUGAGGAGGGCCUUCUUCCCUGCUCCACUCCUCUCUGCUUCUUCUUCCUAUUCCGAUGGACUGAGGAACCACAAUCUAUGGUGAAAAUGAGGAUUAAGCUUCUUGCUGGAAGAGGACUCCACUCCAACUGUUCUUUCGAGCACUCUAUUUCCGGCUUAAAAUCGGCGUUCACUCGGAAAGACGUCGACAAUUUUGUACCUACCCCAAAUGCAUGGUGGCGUGGAAGAUCAUAUGCUGCCUCUGUUGCUUCAGAUGUACCCCGUCCCGAGAAGGAUCGUAAAAAAGUCUCUAGAGAAGAUCGGCGAGCAAUGGUCGAAUCUUUUGUAGACAAGUACAAGGCAUCAAAUACUGGAAAAUUCCCUUCGAUAACAGACACUAUGAAACAAGUAGGUGGCUCAUUUUAUACUAUUAGGAAAAUCCUUCAGGAGCUUCAAAAUGAAUCUACAAUGUCGUCCUUAACGAGUAAAAGUAAAAAGUCGUUUCGAGAAACAGAAAUCAAAGAGAACCCUAAUGUUGUUGGCAAAGAUUUGGAAGCAGCGUCCGAUUGGCAAAAGUCCCCUUGUGCUGAGAAGAUCUUGUCUGCUAAUGAUGAUGUUAAGCCUGCAACUCUUGUUAGCCAUUCUGGCGUUCCAUUGAGAACCAAUCUUUUGGCCGACUCCGAGGAAGUUAUUUCUUCUUCUCAUAAGAAACCAGAUAAUGAUAAUAAAGAGUUGGACAUUUCUGAGCAUGUUUGUACUGAUAGCCAUGUACUAAAAAAUGAACGAGAUGUGGUUUCUGAUGUUCAGCUUGAAAGUAGUUCUUCAUCGGAAGAGCUGAAGCAUGAAGACCCAAAUUGUAAGGAGCAACAAGUUCAUAGUUCUCCUGAAAUAGACAGGGAGAACAUUGACAAUAGGACAAUGGAUUUGGUUCAGCCUUCAACAAGUGAUUCAAAACCCUGGGGAGGACGCAUUAAGUCAAUUGUAGAUGGUAUAAUCAACAUAUGGAGGAAACUUUAAAUCCUUCGAGAAGUGUUAAUCAGAGAUGGUAAAUAUGUCGUCUUCACACCGGUUAGGAACAAAGUCUCUGUUUCAUGUAUUACAUCUAGCCCUUUUUAAUUGGCUGUUUAUUCCCUUAGAGUAACCUUUUGUUAAUUUCUAUAUUUUUACCUUAUGAUUAUUUCGGAGUUCGAAACAGAAUUUCUGGAGACUUUCUUAGUUGAAAUUUGCAUAGCUCGAG